This is a messenger RNA of Nannospalax galili (Upper Galilee mountains blind mole rat), 2212 nucleotides long. It is a transcript of the gene Magt1, whose product is annotated as magnesium transporter 1. The coding region runs from base 83 to 1186 and encodes 367 amino acids. Lineage: Eukaryota; Metazoa; Chordata; Mammalia; Rodentia; Spalacidae. Gene Ontology annotation, cellular component: oligosaccharyltransferase complex. The transcript has 10 exons. The record is from RefSeq and is a predicted model, not a curated record.
CGAGCUCCUUUUUAGCGGGCGUCUCGCAAGAGCCGCGCGUGAUGUCAUGUGAGGGGUCGCCCGGCAGGGCUGAGCCGGGCCAAUGGGGAGCGGCCAGUGUUCUGUGCAACCGUUCUCACGCCCCACCCUCCGGCCGUGCUGGAGGAAAGUUUCGCCUUGCCGGGGCAGAAGAGCGAACAUGGCCUCGCAGAGGUGGCUUUGGUGCUUGUAUGCGGCUGCGGCUGUGGCGCUGCUGCUCGUUUUCAAGGUUCCGUCGGCCUCUGCCCAAAGAAAGAAGGAGAUGGUGUUAUCUGAGAAGGUCAGUCAGCUGAUGGAAUGGACCAAUAAAAGACCUGUAAUAAGAAUGAAUGGAGACAAGUUCCGUCGCCUUGUUAAAGCUCCACCAAGAAAUUACUCUGUUAUUGUCAUGUUCACUGCUCUCCAAGUUCACAGACAGUGUGUCGUUUGCAAGCAAGCUGAUGAAGAAUUCCAGAUUCUGGCAAACUCCUGGCGAUACUCCAGUGCAUUUACCAACAGGAUAUUUUUUGCCAUGGUGGAUUUUGAUGAAGGUUCUGAUGUAUUUCAGAUGCUAAACAUGAAUUCAGCUCCAACCUUCAUCAACUUUCCUCCAAAAGGAAAACCCAAAAGAGGUGAUACAUAUGAGUUGCAAGUGCGGGGGUUUUCAGCUGAGCAGAUUGCCCGGUGGAUCGCAGAUAGAACUGAUGUCAAUAUUAGAAUAAUUAGACCUCCAAAUUAUGCUGGACCCCUGAUGUUGGGGUUACUUCUGGCUGUUAUUGGUGGACUUGUGUAUCUGCGAAGAAGCAAUAUGGAAUUCCUCUUUAACAAAACUGGAUGGGCCCUUGCAGCUUUGUGUUUUGUGCUUGCUAUGACAUCUGGUCAAAUGUGGAACCAUAUAAGAGGGCCACCUUAUGCUCAUAAGAAUCCUCACACAGGACAUGUGAAUUAUAUCCAUGGAAGCAGCCAAGCCCAGUUUGUAGCUGAAACACACAUUGUUCUUCUGUUCAAUGGUGGAGUUACCUUAGGGAUGGUGCUUUUAUGUGAAGCUGCUACCUCUGACAUGGAUAUUGGGAAGCGAAGGAUGAUGUGUGUGGCUGGCAUUGGACUUGUUGUAUUAUUCUUCAGUUGGAUGCUAUCUAUCUUCAGAUCUAAAUAUCAUGGCUAUCCAUACAGCUUUCUGAUGAGUUAAGAAGGAUUCCAGAGACGUGUGGACACUGGUAAUAGAAACUAAAAAACAAGAAAUGUGUGUAUUUGAAGAAGAAUGCAACCAUGUAUUUGAUAUUACCUCUUUUCUUCAAGUGAUUUAAAUAGUUAAUCAUUUAACCAAAGAUGUUUAGUGCCUUAACAAGCAAUUUCUUGUCAAGAUCAUGAAGUAUUUGUCAAUUGUUCCACUCUUAACCACCUUCCCUUCCUGAUGAACUUAGGAAACAUUUGAUUUUGUAGAAUUAAGUACAUCAUAAAAAUUUUAAAACUACUACUUUGUUUUACUUAGAGAAAAACUCAACUACUUUUGUUAACUUUUAGUCAUAUGAUUUUUAUGUUACCCAGUGGUGGAGAAUGAAGGUUCUGCCCAGGUAUUCCCACCUUUGCCUGUUAUAGAUAACUGCAUCUGGAAGCCAUUGUUGCUUUUCCACCUUUGUUCAGAUGUUUUUACAAAUCUACGAAUCUUUUCUUUUGGGUAAGAAAUCAUGUGCUGUGUAGCCUUCUGAAAAACGAAACAAUCUUCAGAGUGCACCUGUAGCCUUAGAAAGACUAGUCAGCCUCCUUCCUGCUCUUUCCUCCUGAAAUGCAGAGCUACUUACGCCUCUUAUAAACAUUAAGUACCUCUAAAUACAGGAUUAUAAUUUCCGCAUGAGUGUGCCAUAGCUAUGUUGGAUGUGGAAAGAGUUCAGAUUCAUUCUGUCACUAGUUUUAUUUAAAGUGGCUUUUCUCUAAUAAUAAUAUAGUUUAUUGCUAAAACUCAGUGUAACUUAUAAAUGGUCUCACAUGUUUGUGAACAUUAGUUAGACAUUGUCAUUUAUUUCAUUUUUACCCGACAGAAAAAUAAUCUCAAUUGUGUUUAGGGAAACGACUUCCUUAGAAUGGGAAAAGAAAAUCAUGAAAUACUGAUUUGUUGCCUAUGUAUAGAAAUGAAAUGUUUUCAAGUCGAAGAUGUAGCUCAAUGGUAGAGUGCUUGAUUGCCUAGCAUGAGCAGUGCUCUGGGUUCAAUCCCCAA